Sinocyclocheilus rhinocerous is the source of this 2522-nucleotide messenger RNA. Its product is annotated as phospholipid phosphatase-related protein type 4-like. Gene Ontology annotation, biological process: phospholipid dephosphorylation; signal transduction; axonogenesis. The record is from RefSeq and is a predicted model, not a curated record. Bases 195 to 2426 code for a protein of 743 amino acids. The transcript is spliced from 7 exons. Gene Ontology annotation, cellular component: plasma membrane. Gene Ontology annotation, molecular function: phosphatidate phosphatase activity. NCBI's taxonomy places the organism in Eukaryota, Metazoa, Chordata, Actinopteri, Cypriniformes, Cyprinidae.
AUAUUCCACUGCAACAUAAACAGUGCGUGUACAUGGUGAAAGGUGUAGAUUGUGUGUGUCGUUUGAUUCUGUGUGCAUCAUGCAUCUCAAUGGAGCAAGCAGCAGCUGAUCUAGACGGCUUGAUUUGCUGGAUGAAGGUGGACGCUUAGUAGGACACAACAGGUUAUUGGCGUUUAUUCACGGAGAGAAAUACGAUGUCUGCGAGAGAAAGACUGAAAGGGAAGAUGAUAAAAGAGAGCGUGACACUGCUGCCAUGCUUUUAUUUCGUAGAGCUUCCUCUCCUGGUCUCAUCUAUGGUCAGUGUGUAUUUUCUGGAGUGGACGGACAUUUUCAAACCGGUCCGCUGGGGUUUCAGCUGUCACGACCGCAGUCUGAGUCUGCCUUAUAUCGAACCCACACAUGAGGUCAUCCCCUUCCUCAUGCUCCUCAGCCUCACUUUCGCAGCUCCUGCUAUUACGAUCAUGAUCGGAGAGGGGAUUCUGUUCUGCUGUCUGUCCCGAGCGCAGUGCAGAGGAGGAGCUGAAGCCGAUAUCAACGCCGCCGGCUGCAACUUUAACUCUUUCGUCCGGCGAGGUGUCAGGUUUGUGGGCGUUCAUGUGUUUGGUUUAUGCGCCACGGCUUUGAUUACCGACAUCAUCCAGUUGUCGACAGGUUACCCCACCCCCUACUUCCUGACUGUCUGCAAGCCCAACUACACUCACCUCAAUACCUCCUGUGACGAAAGUUUCUUCAUCCUGGAGGACAUCUGCUCAGGAUCUGACGCCGCUGUCAUCAACGCUGGCAGAAAAUCCUUCCCAUCACAGCAUGCAACGCUGGCAUCCUUUGCUGCCGUGUAUGUCUCGAUGUAUUUCAACAGCACGCUAACAGACUCAUCCAAACUGCUGAAGCCUCUUCUGGUGUUCUCCUUCAUCAUCUCUGCCAUCAUAUGUGGCCUAACCCGCAUUAUUCAGCACAAGAACCACGCUAUUGAUGUUUACCUGGGCUUCCUGCUAGGAGGGGGCAUCGCUGUUUAUCUAGGUUUGUUUGCUGUAGGAAACUUCCAACCGAGCAAGGAGAAACAGACAAGUCAGCUUCACAUUCGCGAUUCUCAUCGAACUAUGGCUGACCUUUGCCAGCAAGGUCACCACCUACCUGCCAAGAGCUGCAGUGGCAGCGAUGGUCUCUCAUCUUCCUGCUCCGAGGGCAUCCUGCAUCGCAACACCCAACACCACCAGGCUGGAUCUCUUAGCAGCCUGAAAAGACCAAGUGGAGAUGUGGAGGUCAUCACCUGCAGUCCUCCACACAAGGAGAACAUGGUGACCUUCAACACCUUGCCCAGAGUGCAUAUGUCUGCCAUGGACGAGUCUGCUUUCCGCAACGCCACUAUCCACACCUCCUCGGUAGAUUCGAGUCGAUCGAAGCAGCUGCUGAUGCAAUGGAAGAGUAAGAACGAGAACCAUAAACACUCCCUGCAUGCCAUGGAAGGCGGACCAGGACUGUCCCCUCCAAACAGCAUGGAUGUCCGCUGCAAUUCCGAACCCUUUUCUGUGGGAAUCAACGGUGAACAUCAGGGACCUGGAACCCCAUACCUAAAAAUGGCCACUGGAAGUACAACACUACCAAGCAACCCCAGUGGAAUUGCUGGCGGUGCUCGGAUACCCAUGCAGUCUCGGCCUGGUUCCUCGCAGUUGGUGCACAUCCCAGAGGAGACACAGGAGAACAUGGGUGGCUUGCCAAAUACCAGUAAUGCCCGUGACAAAUGGCUUAAAAGCAUAGAGAAGACUGGGGAGAAGGGUGGGGAGGUACCGGUGAUUAGGACUAACUCUAAUGGCCAGCCGCGCAUCAUGCAGGUCAUUGCAAUGUCCAAGCAGCAAGGUCUCCUGCAGGGGAGCUCUCCCAGUUCUGAGAGCAGCAGCCACACCAGCUCCACUGCACCUCUGCAGCGCUACAAGAGCCUAACUGAGGAGUCUGGAGGUCAAGGCAGCACUGGAGCCAUCAUUCGGGUGGAAGCCCAUCCAGAGAACGGCCGACCCCUGGUGCAUGCGCACUCCACGGAUGGAAGUGGCUCCUGGACAUGGAAGUCCCAAAGCAGCCUCAGACAGUCAUUUGAGCUCAAUGACUUGAAUCGAGACUCGGAGAGCUCAGAAUUCGUGAGGGAUGGGAACAGUUCUACGGACAGAAAGAAGAAUGGCUCUAAUGCUCCUAAAGUCGUCGCAGUGCCAACUGUCCCUACUUUAUCUACAGCAGGUAGUGACCACCAUCCCAACCAGACCAUUUCCACCAUCCGGGUCACUCCCAUGGAAAUGACUGAAUCUGGUCCAGAGAGUCGCGAUUCGAGCUUGCGCAGAAAAACCAGGAUCCUUAUCCCUGAAAGAGGAAACAGUCCAGACAAUACCAGGAAUAUUUUUUACAAGGGAACAUCCACCACCCCAGUUUUCAAAGAGUAGUCAGUAAUUAUCUUGACACAAACAAAAAAAUGAAGAAACCAGAAGAGGUUGGGUGUUGUGUAGACACAUAUGCUAUGUUUUACACAUCUCCAAUGG